CAGGAACUCCAAUUUAUGAUGAUUGCGUUGCCUAUCACGAGAAAGGGUGCUCUACGUAAGUAUAUUGUAGCUUUACUGUAUUGCAGUUUAUUAGCACCGUUGCUACUCGCACUCGUAUACUGUCGUCUAUACUGGUGCAUCUGUACAUGCAUGUAUAGGUAAUAGUAUGGUAUCGAGUAUCAAUUUGGAAAAAAAACACAAGCACGUGAACUAGUUUUUACCAAAUUCGGAAAAGUCCGAAAGAUGAGUGCAUUUUAGCGACUUUGAAAACGAGUGUACAGUAUAUAUAUAUAUAUAUAUAUAUAUAUAUAUAUAUAUAUAUAUAUAUAUAUAUAUAUAUAUAUAUAUAUAUAUAUAUAUAUAUAUAUAUAUACUUAGUGUAUACACUUGUAGUUAGAUAUUGCUCUAUGGCCUUUGUGUCACUGCUUGCAGUUUGAGCACUCUGGCAAUGGUUUGAUCACGGGCAAUAGGACAGGUGUAGUGCUAGUGUUGUUAAAUAGAAAGUUAGAAAUGGUAUUGUACUUACUCAUGUAUUAUAGUUAUGUUUAAAAAGAUCAGAAUAUUCAUAACUUCUUAUUUUGUUUCAUAAAUAGUUCUUUAAUAUUCGAAACAAAUUCCACUUCUGCUUCGAUCGUCUGCCAUCGCCAUGUUUUCUCGUCCAAAUCUACAUGCUGCACGGCAUUGCCGCCCCUCCUGGCAAAAUAAUAAGCAAGCGAGAAAAAUUAAGGAGAAAAUAAGAGGGUAGGAACAUCGUUGUCAUAAGCUGGAUGCAGUGACACUUCUAUAUAUGGCACAAACGUAUCCAUAACUUCCAUAUAUGGCACAAACGUAUCCUCGACGCGUUUUAUAACGUUUUAUUUGACGUAGGGAUGACGUAAUGCUGCUUCCCGCCUAUGACGAUUUGAAUUAGUCAUGUGAUACAAGAUAGCGAAAGCCGAUUCGCCCAGAACGAUGACACGCCCACGAAACGCCCACAAUGUUCCUACCCUCUUAUUUUCUCCUUAAUUUUUCUCGCUUGCUUAUUAUUUUGCCAGGAGGGGCGGCAAUGCCGUGCAGCAUGUAGAUUGGGAUGAGUAAACAUGGCGAUGGCAGACGAAGCAGAUGUGGAAUUUGUUUCGAAUAUUAAAGAACUAUUUAUGAAACAAAAUAAGAAGUUAUGAAUAUUCUGAUCUUUUAAACAUAAUUAUAAUACAUAAGUAAGUACAGUACCAUUUCUAACUUUCUAUUUAACAACACUAGCACUACACCUGUCCUAUUGCCCGUGAUUUGAUGUCCCACAUUCGUGAGACAUCAAAGGUAACUAUUUAUAGUGGUUAUUUUCAUCCUGCUCAUCAGCACUACACUGAUGAGGCCCUAAAAGGCCGAAACAGGACCAUAUAUAUAUAUAUAUAUAUAUAUAUAUAUAUAUAUAUAUAUAUAUAUAUAUAUAUAUAUAUAUAUAUAUAUAUAUAUAUAUCCCUGAUAAAACGUAGGCGAAUUUAUAUACCGGAUAUAAUAAAAAAUACUUUGCUAAACCUUUUCGGCUAUCACUCGUUUGCAUUCAAGGGGCGAGGCUGAAUGGCGAUAGAAUUAUAUAGAAGAGGCUGUGCAAUAUUUUUACUGUAUUAUGUUAAAUAAUCUUGCUUGACUUUUGUAUUUUGUUUGUUUAAUAAUACAUUUAUAAUAAUAAUAAUAAUAAUAAUAUUAAUAAUAAUAAUAAUAAUAAUAAUAAUUUUUUUAAUAAUAACAAUUUUAUUCAUAAUUUCAAUAUAUAAAAUCAUUUUAAAAAUUGUCUAAAUGUUUGUUGAUAUGCACAGUUAAAUUUUAAAAACAAUUAAACUCUGGAACAGUACCGCUACAUAAUUAAAAUAUUUACCGCUAAGUAGCUAAAUAACUAAAGUAACAUAUUCCGUUACAUAGCUAAACAACUAAACUUUGUAUAUGUACAAUGUAAAAUGUUUCAGAGAUAGCACUCUCGGCGUUCUCAAUGUUGAAAUCAAUGUUCUUAAUAUCAUACAUGAUUUUCCUUGCCCUUGAACCCCUCAAGCAGGUAAGGGCCGAUCUCAAUAAAGCGAAUGAGGUUCUGGCUCUUAUCCAACUCAUAGUUGUCGCAUAAUCUUCGCCUUUCUUUAUGGCUACCAACUCUGCUAAUCGACUAUGGUAUCUCACACAUUCUUCGCCCAUACCGCCUGUGGUGGUGAAUACGAGUGGCGUAAAUGUUCCUUUAUCUAUUUCGAGGACUCGCCUUGCAUAUAGGCGCUUCUUCUCGUUGUCGUGUAUCUUGUAGACUUGGCGUAGCUCCAGGUCCUUGUACGAAUCAGCAUUGGGGUGACAAACCCUUACAUCAAAAAAGGCUGAUCGUUGACUUCCCAGAACCCACGCGCACGAAUGUCGAGUCUAGCAUCAGGUGCUCUGUUGGAGCCUCCAUUUAGUUGCUCUCCUGAGAUGUCUUGUAGGACAGGCUCAACUUGGACGUCACUACAGACAAUGUUGAGGAGUUCCGCUUCCAGAUCUCUUAACACAUUGUGGCGCAUAAUUAAAAAGCCUCCACGUUUGCAGAUCAUGGCAUGGUCAACCGUGAAGGUAUCGCCACAUACACAUAUGGAGGGGAUGUCGUCGAUUGGCCAAUCAUAGCGCAGCUUAAUGGCGUCCCGAAAUUUUCUCUUAUUCAAGUUGAAUCCCUGUUCUUUUAGGGGAAGUGCUGUGAGCCACACAGAUGAUCCUUUUUCCGAAGCCACAUCUAAUAUACGCUGAAUUCUUGGUGGUGCACUCUCUCUAAUACGUUCUGCCCUCUCCUCCAAUUAUUAUUAUAAUAAUAAUAAUAAUAAUAAUAAUAAUAAUAAUAAUAAUAAUAAUGAAAACUUUAUUGAAUUUUUUACGUAUAUAUACAAUUGUAAAUCUCACUACUGACUUAGGUAAUUUACAAUUGGCUACAUGAAUCACAGAGUACUACAUAUAUGUACUAUUUACAGUAAAAACAAGAAUAAAAUGGGUAUAUAUAUAUGAUUAUAUAUAUUGUUAUAUAUAGUUAUUAAUUUAAAUGUUUAACAAUUCAGGGUUUGUCCACUCUUUGUUUCGACAGCAAAAAAUAUAGUAGGUCGCUCUAAUGGCAUAAGACGUCAUCUUUUUUAUGCAGUAAUGUUGCUGCUUUUUAUCCAUUCCUAUAGUGUCUAACAUUUCUAAAAAGGUGAAGCAUUCUUUGUCAAACACACCGAGAGAGCUCAUUGAUAGGUUUACAAAUUUAACAGAAUUAAAGUGACCCCUUUGAUCUUCAAUUAGAUCUUUGUAUUUAGCUUAAUAAUAAUAAUAAUAAUAAUAAUAAUAAUAAUAAUAAUAAUAAUAAUAAUAAUAAUAAUAAUAAUAAUAAUAAUAAUGAUAAUAAUAAUAAUAAUAAUAAUAAUUAUUGUGCUGCACAAGAACGAGCUCUAAGGACAAAUUAUGUAAAGUUUCACAUAGAUAGAACUGUCGAGUCUCCACUCUGUAGAUUUUGUGGGGAAAAGGGAGAUAACACACUUGAUAAGUGAAUGCAAAAAGCUAGCACACUUGAUAAGUGAAUGCAAAAAGCUAGCACAAAAAGAAUACAAACGAAGACAUGACAAUGUGGUUCGCAUUGUACACUGGAAGCUAUGUGGUUUGUACCAACUAGAGAAAGCUGAAAAAUGGUAUGAACACCAACCAAAUGGAGUAAUUGAAUCAGAUAAUGUAAAGAUUCUCUGGGAUUUUAACAUACAGUGCGAUCAUGUGAUUGAAUGUCGAAGACCUGAUAUUGUAGUGGUUUUAAAGAAGGAAAAGGAAUGCAAGAUCAUAGACAUCGCAGUUCCAGGGGAUUGUAGAAUUGGUAUAAAAGAAACAGAGAAGGUAGAAAAGUAUGAGGAGUUGAAAAGGGAAAUUCGGAAAAUAUGGGCAAUGAAAAAAGUAGAAGUCAUUCCAAUAGUAGUAGGUGCCUUAGGAGCAGUUAGUAAUAAACUGGAUAAGUGGAUUGAGAAAUUGGGAAUACAUAUAAGAAUAGAACUUCUACAAAAAACAGCAUUGUUAGGGACGGCAAGAAUACUGAGAAGAAGCUUGGAAAGCUAAAAUCUUUGGGACCUGAGGCUACUGGUUGUAGCCAGCUUCCAAGGAAAAACAUAGCCAGCAUAAGAACAAAGCUGUGAAAAACAUGUAAUAAUAAUAAUAAUAAUAAUAAUAAUAAUAAUAAUAAUAAUAAUAAUAAUAAUAAUAAUAAUAAUAAUAAUAAUAAUAAUAAUAAUAAUAAUAAUAAUAAUAAUAAUAAUAAUAAUAAUAAUAAUAAUAAUAAUAAUAAUAAUAAUAAUAAUAAUAAUAAUAAUAAUAAUAAUAAUAAUAAUAAUAAUAAUAAUAAUGGAAACUUUUUAUUAGAUAUUUACGAUAUAUUAUAUAUACAUUGAUAAACCUCACUUAAUAAAAGGUAGCUUAUCGAUGUCCACUUGAAUUGAAUAUAAAGCUAAAAUAUAUAUACAGGUGAAAAUCUUUUAAAUUUAGUUAAAAGUUUAAAAGUUCCGGGUUGUUCCAGUCUUUGUCCAUCUACAGAAUAUAUAAUAAGACGUGCGAAUACAAGUAGCAAUUAUUUUCUUUUUUUACAUAUUUAAUACAUUGUUCGUCGUACUUCAGAUCAUGGAGCAUAUCAAAUAAAGUAUUCGUCGAUUCACCAAAUACACCUAAAGAGCUUAUAGAUACAUUAACCAACUUAACUUCAUCAUAUAUAUUUUCUUGAUCGCUAAUUAGAGUCAAAUAUUUUCAUGUUUUCGAUUUGAGUUAGUUUUCAGGUUUGUUUCGAAUCCAACAGUUAAUUCCAGAAUGUACAAAAUCUUAUUUUCAAUUGUCAAUAGAAGGUCUGGUCGUAACUCGUCACCAGUGAUGACAGAUGGGCUAAUAAAUCCAGGCAGAUCUACAUACAUUUUGGACCUUCCGACGUCGAGAAGGCUGGACGCAAUGAGAUUCAAAACUGAAUCAUGUCGCCAUGUAUAUCUCCCUUUGUUUAGAUAUGUCUUAAAUCCAGAGAUUACGUGCAAAAGCGAUUCAGGGCAGAAGCAGAACGAACAGUCAGCAGAUGAUGACAGACCCCAUUUAACUAGGUUUUUCCUAGUAGGCAAAGAAUUGUUGAUGUAACGUAGACUGAAGUUAAAUAUGUUCUUAGGACGUUUUGAAUGAACCGAUGACCAUAGGGAAUUGAAUGCCAACGUGGAGUUUUUCACGAUGUUUGAGAAAAAAGAACCUUGUGACAUCAGAUUAUUUUGUAGUCGCUGUUCGUUUUUUUGUCUAAAUGCCUUCAAUACAUCUUUUGUGUUUGAGUAAAUGUCGUACUGAAUGUUCCUAUUGGUGCUUGUUAUUGACCAUAAUUCACGUAUGUUUUCAUUUAUCGAUGACUUUUAAAGCUGAGCGUGAGACAGUUUGGCACUGUAUAAACUUCGUUGAAGGUAGAAUGACAUUUAAACCAAAUUUGUUGUAAGGGAGAUAGACAUUGCCUACUUAGAGUUGCAGAUAUUGGCAGUUCGAGCCAUUUUCGUAUAUAUUUAGUAGCAAAAUCGUCCAAAGUCUCGCAAACCCAUGUUUGAGAUAUAUCAGUUAUUGUGAAGUCCCAUGAGAUUUUCGAGAGUAAGUAGCGACUGUAUAGCAGGAUUUUAUUUCGGGGGUGCAAAUGUAAUUCAUCUAUUUUAGAUAUGAUAUUAUUAAACAAGUCACAUAUAUCCGAUUGGUGUUUUUUAUCUGACAUGUUAAAAUUAAAAUAACGACCAAGGUAGCGGAAUAAUUCACCUGUUUCGGUACGGGGUAUACAAGUAGGUGGUUAAUAAACAAUUUAGGUUGAUAUUGAACAGAUUUAGAUGAGUGUUUUUUAAUACCGAACAUAGAGCACUUGUCAACACGUAUAAUCAUAUUGGCCCAUUGACACCAUACCGAGAAGCGAUUGAGUAGGAUUUGAUUAUCUAUUUCUUGGCUACUAAUGACAGCGGUGUCGUCUGCAAAUUGGAACCAAUUAAUUGGAUUACACGGAAUACCAGUUUUAUUAAAUUUCCAAAAACCAAGCUGCAGGAAUGAUUUAGAUUUAAUGUGUUGUACGAAGGUAUUAAAGGACAUAUUGAAAAGGAGUGGACUAAGGCAUGCAGUCACCUUGUAAAACGCCACGGCCGACGGUAAUGAAAGGGGUAGGCUACUGAAUUUUUCAGUUAUAAUAGAUGUUUGAAAAUUAGUAAAAAGACUUCCGAUUAGUUCAUUUAUAUGAUCGGGUAUAUGAUGAUAUUGAAGAACUUUGUAAAUAAGGUUGUGAUGUAGUUCACCGAAUGCUUUCUUCAGAUCGAGUAAAGUGAUUACAAGUGACCUUUGUUUUAUACGGGCUGUGUUGAUUAUGCCAAAGGUACAACAUCUAUCCGCCUGAAUAAUCAUAUUGGACCAUUGGCACCAAAUAGAGAACCGGUUUAAGAGGUGUUGAUUUUCCGAUUCUUGACUACCUAUGACCGCAGCAUCAUCAGCGAACUGGAACCAGUGGAUGGGAUUUAAAAACUGGAAGGAGAAACCAAAUUGGCGAUAUUUUUCAGCUUUUAUAUGUUGGAUAAAGGUGUUGAAACACAUAUUGAAGAGAAGAGGACUGAGACAAUCACCUUGCAGUACACCACGGCCAACUGUUAUGAAAGGGGAACGGAAUUCGGAAGUAAUUAUCGAAAUUUGAAAAUUAGUAUAUAAGCUUUCAACAAUCAAUUUAAUGUGUUCAGAGAUAUGAUGAUAAUCAAGUACGGAUGUCACGAGAUUAUGAUGAACUUCACUAAAACCAUUCUUGAGGUCAUGUAAGGUGAUGACAAGCGAGCGUUGUUUGAUACGAGCUUUGUUGAUAAUGUUGGCCAUUUUUCACUUCUUUAUGUUCAUUUUGAAAUCUUAAACAUUUUUGUAAAGCGGAAACGUUUUUGUUUGCCAAAGACACACCUCUGGUACCUCCCUGAGAGCUGUAGCAUAGCACCAAUGUUAAAGCGAACAAGAUGAAGUUUUGUUAGAGAUGCGCCGGUACAGUCAGUAUGUAAACAGAAGCUUUGUCUACAUGUCGGUAUCCAAAAUAUUGAAUUUUAUUUGACGACUAUGUUUAUUUUCAUGAUUCUAGGGUAUAAUAAAUUAUCAAGACACAACAAUUAAAGGUGAUCUACAGUGCGAUCUGUGCAUGUGCACAAAGGAGCCCACUUUUUAUGAUACAAACAGUUUAACUAUGUUUUGGGUUUUGAAAAGCCUGACUAUUGUUUCUUGAUCAUUUAUUAUACUCUAGAAGCUUGAAAAUAUAAAUAGUUGUCGAAUAAAGCUCAAUAUUUUGGACACAAAAAUGUAAACAAAGGCUUUGUUUACAUACGGACUGUAGAGCACCUUUAAGCUUUGGAAGACCAUAAAAUGAAAUAAAAGCCUAAAUAAACUGUUUGUAUAAUAAAAAGAGGGCUCCUUUGUGAACAUGCACAGACCGGAUUGUAGCGCAUCUUUAAAUAUAUUUUAUACGUUCAAACUUCAAAAUACUGCAGAAUUGUUAAAAAAAUGAAGACAUGUACAUUUAUAAAGAAUAAGAGACAACACAAGUAAGUUUAAACACAUUGUAGGUUUUACGAGUGAUUUGAAAUAGUCUUGGUGCAGUUUUGUGCGUUUAAAAUGGGAAAUACGAUAGGCGAAUUUACGUUUGUGUUCCCUGACGCUUCAAAUUUGCUUUUGUUGGCGUUUUGACCAUAUUUGAUAGAAGAUUAUUUUCUUAAUUUGCCUGUUUACUAUUUGUGAAAUUAAAAUAAUUGCAACUCUUUGAUAGUUCCCUGUCGCUAACUAUAUUUGUUUGUUUUUAUGUGCCAAAAAUUGCUUAAUUUUAAAUCAUUCAGGACCUGUAAAUUUUCUGUUUUUGCUCAUUUCCCAUAUCACGUUUUCCCUAAAAUUGAUUGGCUGUUUGAAUCCUAUGAUUAAACAUGAUUGGUUAGCUGAAGUCGGCGCUUUAAUGUGAUUGGUUGAAAGAAGGUAUGAUUUCAGCACGAAUCGCACUGCUAGGAGUGCGAUUCGUGCUGAAAUCGCACUCCUGUGAACCAAUCAGAUUGCAGGAAACACCACUGAAUUUCAAAAUGAAUAUAAUAAAGGCUGAACUAUAGUUUGAAACUAUAGUGAAAAUAAAUUCAGUAUAAAUGUACAGUACGUACCUUGAUGUACAGUGCCAUCAAUCAAUAUAAUUUCAUCUUCCAACACUGUCAGAGUUUAUUACAGGUAAGUCGCAUUUGAAGCCGAAGUAGCGUCUGAUAUAUACGAGGGUUGCCAAAGCGAACAAAACAAUGUUACAAAUACGAGCGCCAUAUUCCGACAAAUUGAUACAAUAUGAUGAUGUACGUUGAAUAGUUUUGUGUACAUGUGUGUUCACAGCUUAUAUCUGAAGUAUUUUCCGUAAAUUUUGAGAAUAAAUACACAAUGAACAAUGAACAAACAUUAAGCAAGAAAAUUGUAAGCACCAGCGCUAAUUGUCGUCAGCAACAUAACAUUGUUGUCGUCACUGCGAACGCGAUAAUUCUUCAAGAAUCUUGGAGAUUUCAUCUUAUUUUACCAGGGUCUUUCUCAGCUCGCGCGCCGUAACGAGGAAGACCCUAGGGACGAGGUUGUAUGACGCCGACUUCAGCCGUGUUUGCAGGAGAUUGCAUGUUUGAUAUGAUUUAUUUGCGCAUAUAGCCUAAAGGCAAACGAAAACAGCAACAAAAGAUCUUGAAACACAUUAAGGUACUGAUGAAAUAAAUAAGGAAAAAUCGGGGAAAUAGAACUGUUUAUUGUUUUGACGAACGGAUGAUUCCAGCUAAUCGACUAUUUUUUAUUUCAAUAGACAAAAAAGACAAAAUAUAUCAUUAUUGGUCAAAAGAACAGCCUAAAAUUAGUAAAAUUGCAAAGUCUAGUUACGAAAUGUUGUAAAUACGAAAAAUACAGGCCUGUAAAGUGAGUACAUUUUGAGUAUUUUAGAACUACGCGCGGAAAAAUGCAACGCUUUCGAGUCAAAACUGGUGCAUAUUAGCUCAAAAUUUGUUUAUUUUGCAUUGUUUUUGAGCGUUUUGCUUGUGUUUGUCUAUUUCUGACAGCAAUCAAGAUUCUCCGUCUCCGUAUUUCAUCAAAUCGAGAAAUUCCGCUGGCUACGAACCCUACAGUGAUAUUUGCAAAACUCAAUCUCAAAUCCAAUGGUGCAACGGAGUAGGAUGGACGUACAUCGGAGCCGUGGAUAUUUCUAAUUCCCCGGCAAGUACAAUAUAUUAACUAUACUUCCUUUAAAACGGAAACGUCAAAAACGACUGAGUCUAAAUGCCACUCUCGUGCUUUGUUUCUUCGGUCUUAUUGUUAUGACGAUUCACGUCAAAAGGUUCCUUGCGAAAUCCUGAUAGCAAAGCAAGUACAACAUAUUUGCUAUUCUUGUGUUAAAACGGUAAUUACAACCUCAAACCACUCUUACAUGCUCUGUCUUUUCGGUGUCCAUGUUAUUAUUUUCCCGAGUAGUGGCAUGCAGAAACUUACUUUUGUAAUGGUGGGGCAAAACAUACUAAAUUUUAUGCAAAUCGUUGUGAAUUUCCCUCAGGUAAAGGCGAUAAUUAAACAUGACACUUGCAUUACUGAAUUUACUUCAGGAGAAAUAAAACCUGAAUAAUUUGAGAAUGCGAGGCUUUUUGUAAUGCACACGCGCCCAUUGAAAAUUCGUCCCGGCAUAGCCUGGCAGAAAAUCCUUCGUCUAAUCUCGAAUCGUAUGGUUCUCCCGAAAUAAAGAGGCUGAAGCUCGGUCCUCAAAUGGCAAUGGCCACAAUUUCUGCCCUUAGAAGGAAGGGCAAACAAUGAAAUGGAACUGGACUAGUGACAACAAUUUGAAGGGGGUGGAACGGUCUCCAGAGGCGCACGCCUGGAAAGCUGCAAAACAGAAUAGGCUGUAAACUUGUCUGAGCACGCGCAAAAACUGCUCGGGUUUUCCGCAGGAGAAGAAUAUAUGCGUGCUUCCACUUAGUUGAUUUAAAAUCGGUGUUUUUUUGCUUUUACAAGAAAGCGUUCGCGAUAAAUUUAGUCAGCGACGACAAUUUUCCACCUGUUGCAAAACAGUGGAAAGCGAACGUUUUUGUAGGCACCCGAUAGCAAGUGCGAUGGUUAUGGUUGUUUUGUCUAUAUCAUUUCUGCUAGUUUUUCUGCCGGAUUACACCCUUUCGACAAUUACGUCACACAUACUUUUUGGUCUUGGAGCAUCGCUCUUAUCAGUAAAUCACGCAAGCUGAUUGGCUCAGGAUUCAUGAAAGCGAGGUUCCAAGGCCCUUUGACGUAAUUAUCGAAAAGGUGUAUUAAACGAUUUCAAUACUGAUUUGAUUUUUAAAAAGUGUAUUAAAACAUUUUAAAUUGUUUAAAGGAUGAUGGAGGAUAUGAAAGUGAAUUAUGGACUACAAAAGGAAUCAAUCAGACCUUAUUCAAUUCGCAAUUUUGGAGUGCCAAUGUCACUGAAGUUUGCCUAACAUCAGUGAUAUUUAAUAUUCAAAUUCCCGUGGAAGCUCCCUCAUUACGCAGCUUGUUUUUUGAAAAAAAAAUUCUGAAUAUGACGUCACAGCAAUGGGUUGACUCUAUUGCACCGCUAUGGGAUGACACUAUUUCAACCCCAAACUUUACAGCAGGAUGUUUUGAAAUUGGUUUCAACGUGGGAGAUGAAGGUGGAGCAGCACCUCGUGCUCGUUUAGGAAUUCUUUCCACACAUCGUGCAGGCACGCAUAACAAAAAUGAUAGUUUCAGAAAUCCUUAAAAUGACCCGCAACACGAUCAGUUUCGUGAGGAAUAAAACUAGCUUUUGGUGGCAAAAAAACGACAUUUGGUGGCAAAAAAGCUAAGAAUUUGAAUUAUCAGGGCAGUUGGCCUUCCUUGCAUUCUCAUUGGUCAGCAUAUUGAUUUUGAAUUAUAUGAUUUAUGGAUUGACGGCAAAUUAGUAUAACAACAUAGUUGAUGUUCGCGUGCAUAAAUAUGUCUUUGGCCCGAGUUGGACUCAUUUUGAUCCGAGCGUAGCGGGGCAUUUAAAGUGAGUACUGAGGAAGGA
Molecule: messenger RNA, 11017 nt
Organism: Paramuricea clavata
Lineage: Eukaryota; Metazoa; Cnidaria; Anthozoa; Malacalcyonacea; Plexauridae
Source: the annotation of a GenBank genome assembly